AUGAUGGAGCAAAACAUUUUUCCUAAUGUUGUAACCUUUAAUAUGUUGAUAGAUGCACUUUGCAAGGAGGGAAGGACUGGAGAAGCGGAGGGCAUACUCAAGAUCAUGGUCCGAAGAGGUGAGAAACCCGACGUUAUCACUUAUAAUGCUUUGAUGGACGGAUAUUGUUUGCAAGGCCAAAUGAAGAAAGCAAAACAAGUGUUCAACUCCCAAGUUGAUAAGGGCCUUGAGCCUAGUAGCCGUAGCUAUAAUAUUUUAAUGAAUGGUUUCUGCAAUAAGAUGAACAUAGACAAGGCCAUGGAUCUCUUUAGAGAAAUGUCGCGUAAAGGGUUAAAACCUACUACCUAUACUUACAACAUUUUGUUAAAGGGGUUGUUAAACAUAGGGACGUGCAAUGCAGCAGAUUAUAUAUUUCAUGAGAUGAUGUGUAGCAGUCAAAAUGCUAACAUUAUUACUUACUCAAUCUUGUUAGAUGGCUUCUUUAGGAACCGGAAAAUUGGCGAGGCAAUCAAGGUGUUUCGUUCAAUGCAAGAUCAAGGUAUAGUUCCGAAUAAUUUCAUUUAUUCUAUCCUCAUCAAUGGCAUGUGCAAAGCGGGGAAGAUUGAAGAUGCUCGGAAACUUUUUAAUAGCAUUUUAGCUAAUGGUUUGAAGCCCAAUGUUCAGUUGUACAACACAAUGAUUUGUGGACUAUGUGAGGUGGCCUUGCUUGAUGAAGCUGAGGAGUUACUUCUGCAAAUGGAUAAAGACGGGUGUCCACCAAAUGAUUUGACUUUUAACGUUGUUGUUCGAGCAUUCCUAAAGAGGGGAGACAGACAUAAGGUUAAGAUAUAUCUAUAAGAAACAAUCAACAUGAAUUUCAAACUGGAUGUAUCUACCUUGUCCAUGGUAGUGGAGUUAAUUACAGUUGAUGGUGAGGAUAGCAAUUUUUUACAAAUGAUCCAGAGUCUUGUGCCAAGGGAGGAUAGUAAGGCUGUGUCCCAAACUUUAAGGGAAUGAUAUGAAGUUGCCAUACUAUGGAUGCUUGUGCUAGUGACAUGGAAGGAUUUAUGAGGUUCUAUGUUUUCAACUUUAGGAGCAAGUUUCACCUUUACCAUUGACCUCUUCCAUUGACAUUUGCCUUUUACAGCAGCUUUUUUAGGUUGCUUUUACUCUUCAUGUCAGCAUGUUGGAUAGUUCGGUUGGCAUGCAAUGGCUUUGUAUUUGAAGAUAAGUUUAAAGUUGUAGAGUCUAUGGAAUAUGUGUGUGAUUUGUCAUCGGGACUUCGGCCUCUCAUCCCUUUAAGGAGAUACCAAUGUGUUUUUUUUUUUUUUUUUUGUGUCUAGAGAUCCGAGGGAUACAUAGUUUUGAGGCUUCAUUUGUUUUGUUUAUUCCUUUAUUAUUUUCUGCUGUGGACUUCUUCUACUCCUUGUCUUAUGCUUCUCUUUCUUUCAAUGUAAUUUCCUCUUUAAUGCUGAAAGAAUCAGAAGCUAAUCAGAAGAUCUUGCGAAGCUUAAGUGCUUAACAGUAAAAAUGUUGUUCGACUGCAAAGAUAAAGAUUAUGCGUUAGAACUAAAGUGAGAGAAUGUGAUAUCAGCUGUGUGAUAAAUGUUCUUGAAUAAGUGCAAGUAGGAGUUGAUGGCCUGAUCUCAUUGGGGCACAGGGGAAGUCGCAACUAUUGAGACCGAGAUUUCUUGAGUUGAUGCGGGUAAUGUGUUAGAAGGAUCCGCAGUUGUUUGGACUUUAGAUUGCUCAAGAGUUUGGGUUUGGUAUGGUGAUAGGUGUUCUGUUUCGAGUGUCCCUUCGACCGGUUGGCAUUUGAAGUUAGUUGUUCUGUCCUUGCGACACUGAUUUGAAUUUCUAUUCUUGUGGUCAUGAAUGAUGAAUCUGUAUGAUAAGUGAGUUUUACGAUCGAGAAUUGUAGCUGUGUCAAACAAUAGAUCAGUUCCUGUGAAAGCCUGAGGUUGAAAUUAAUUGGUUUUA
This is a messenger RNA of Rhododendron vialii, 1959 nucleotides long. RefSeq names its product pentatricopeptide repeat-containing protein At1g63330-like. The coding region runs from base 1 to 837 and encodes 278 amino acids. The record is from RefSeq and is a predicted model, not a curated record. NCBI's taxonomy places the organism in Eukaryota, Viridiplantae, Streptophyta, Magnoliopsida, Ericales, Ericaceae. The transcript has 2 exons. Gene Ontology annotation, molecular function: protein binding.